Molecule: messenger RNA, 2017 nt
Organism: Anneissia japonica
Lineage: Eukaryota; Metazoa; Echinodermata; Crinoidea; Comatulida; Comatulidae
Product: tyrosine-protein kinase receptor Tie-1-like
Exons: 5
Coding region: 107-1078 (323 amino acids)
Source: RefSeq, a predicted model, not a curated record
GAUCGUUAAGUUCCCAACAUGCGAGUUUUAAAAAUGUAUUCUUUUCCUGCUACUAAACAGUAGACGGUUUUUCGCCAGACGCUCCACUUGUAGUCAAAUUUGUAAAAUGGAAUUGAACAAGAUCGUUAUUGGCACACUUCUACUUUGGAAGCAAUUGUUUGGUAUAAUUGCUGAACAGGUGGAUGUAAUUGACUUUGUAGGUUACACAAAUUAUGCGGCAGUCAAAUCAGAUAAAGACUGUGACAUUAUCAAUGCAGUGAUUCAUCCUGACAUAACUGAAGAAUUAUAUAUUGGCAUAGCACUGUCCCCAUUGUAUGGGAGCCGCUACGAUGAGACGCCGGAAGCUAGAACGGAAUUCACAGAGGAAAACAGAGCAGAAACAAUUGCAAGUACACUUUUCCCUUCAAACACUAAGGCCUGGUAUAAGGAUGAGGCAGAUUCGUACAAUUCGUUUCGAAUUAGAAUAGACAAACACUGUGAUAUUUGGGAUCGCGUUGGUGUUUUCUACACUAAAGCUGUUUUAGACGGAUUUAGAACAGCAAUCGCGACGCUGCCAUUACUCAGUGAUGAAGCUCAUGUUCAACCUAGAGACAGAGUGGUAACGGUCAGUGUUGGAGACUCAACUGUGACGUUAACUGUCGAAACUGAUGAAUUCAGCCUCAGAUGGAGAAAAGAUGGCGGAUCAGAAAUAGAGGAAUGGAACGAUCUGAGCUCAGUAACGAUCAACAACGUGCGAUUAGCCGAUGCUGGAAUAUAUGAGUGUUACGUCACCGGUACACGAGCAGAGGCAAAGCAUGCUUUCAUUGUUCUCCAUGUUAGAACAUGUCCUGCUUCUAGAUGGUCUCCACCGUUGUGUUUAUCGUGGUGCCCAGUAUGCUACAACGGUGGUGUUUGUGACGUGGACUUUGGUAUAUGCUUAUGUACCACUGGUUUUAAAGGUGAUAACUGUGAGAUAUGUGAGUAUCCGAAUUGUAUAGUACUUCAUGGCUUAGUCAAACAUGGAAUCAGUACUACUGAUCAACCUACUGAAAAGAAACUUUGGUCCAGACCCAGACGAUUACCUUUAAGUAACAAUUGAUCAAUUUUGUAUAAAUUAUAUUAUAUUAAUUAUAUUAAAUUAUACAUUAUAAAUGUUGCUAUACGAACCAAUACUACCAAAACGUUAAAAGACAUGAAGGAAUUACUUUCUUCCAAAGCAAUAUCUGGAGCUUUUCUUUCAGGUUUAUUGUAGUUAAUUUUCCUUGUUUUUUGCUAUUCGGCAUUUUAUAUGAUUUAUCUUUUUUUACUACCAAAAAUUCAAUUCAAAAGUAGCAUGUAUUUCCUUCAAAACGUGAAUUACAAUCUUCAUUGAAAUUUAACAAAUAAAUUUUAAAUGAUGAUAAUAAUAAUGGUAAUAGAGUAUUUCAAUAGAUGAAAAAUUAUUAUAAAAAAUACAUACAUAUUUGGAAUUAUAAGGGAAAAAAUUAAAGCUACUGUUAAAUAGUAAAAUAUAAAUUAACAUAUGAAAAAUGAUUUAAACAAUAUUAUUAUUGAUUAAAUAAUGUUUCACUUUAGAAAUGAAGAUUUUUUUGGAUGGUGAAUCAGUGAGGUUUAGAGGGACCGAAUUCCAUAUCUUAGGUUCAGUGUAGCUAAUAUUAUGUUGAAAUGAAGUUUUUUUUGUGUUUGGGAAUGUGGAGUUUAUUUGAGAUCCUGGUACUAUAGUCAUGUUAUUCGUUAUUAGGUGCAAAUAUAGAACAUAAAUGAGAUGGAAGAAUGGAGUUUAAACUUUUAUGUACAAAAGAACAUUUUUGAAGUGUAUUAAGACCUUUAAGUUUUAAUAGUUUUAGAGAAGGAAAUAAGGGAUCAGUACUAGUUCUUGGUGGGACGCCAGUUUAUUAAGAUUAGAUGGAAAUGUGUUACACCAUGACAAGUAUGGAAGAACAAGGGAACAACAGAGAGUGCGGAGAAUAUUAUUGGGAAGAAAUGAUGCCAGUCUAUAUAUUAUACCAAUAUUUUUUGCAAUUUUAUUUUCAAUUUC